This is a messenger RNA of Culex quinquefasciatus (southern house mosquito), 1065 nucleotides long. RefSeq names its product testis-specific serine/threonine-protein kinase 1. Gene Ontology annotation, biological process: intracellular signal transduction; microtubule cytoskeleton organization; protein phosphorylation. The coding region runs from base 1 to 1065 and encodes 354 amino acids. Lineage: Eukaryota; Metazoa; Arthropoda; Insecta; Diptera; Culicidae. Gene Ontology annotation, molecular function: tau-protein kinase activity; protein serine/threonine kinase activity; ATP binding. Gene Ontology annotation, cellular component: cytoplasm. The transcript has 2 exons. The record is from RefSeq and is a predicted model, not a curated record.
AUGUCUUCGUUCCGCCCGGACGGCAGACUAGCGGCCGGGUCGACGAUUGAAGCAGCAGCAGGCAGAAGCGGUGCAGAAGCUUCUCCACGGCCACAGAACAGUUCGCACACCGAAGGACCGCCACGGCCGCAGCCUUUCCGAAGGUCAUCCCGGCUGGUCCUCCGACAGCAGCAUUCGGUCGAGCAAAUCCCGGAUGCGUUGGCCCUCAAAGCGCGCGGAUACCUCCUCGGACGCCGAAUGGCCAAAGGUACGUUCGCCACGGUUCUGCGGGCCAAAUUCUACGAGUCCAAAUCCCCCGGAGAUGGACCCACUCCGAAGCCAACCGAACUUGCCUGCAAGAUCAUCGACCAGAGCAAAUCCAAAGACGAACAGUUCCUGCAAAAGUUCCUCCCCCGAGAGUUGGAGAUCCUCGGCCAAAUCAGGCACCCCAACAUCAUCCAAACCCACAGCAUCAUGCGCCGAAAUAACCGAGUCUUCAUAUUUCUCCAACUGGCGGAACGGGGAGACCUGCUGACGUUCAUCCGGAAGCACGGAGCCCUGCCAGAAAACCGAACCCGAUUCUGGUUCUACCAAAUGGCCGACGCCGUCCGGUACCUCCACCGCCAAGACAUCGCCCAUCGGGACCUCAAGUGUGAAAACAUCCUCAUCUCCGCCAACAUGAACGUCAAGCUGUCCGACUUUGGAUUCGCGCGGACCUGCACGGACCCGUCGUCCGGCGCCGCCAUCAUGUCGAAAACGUUCUGCGGAUCGGCCGCCUACGCCGCUCCCGAAAUCAUCAGCACCACGCCGUACAACCCGAAGAUGGCGGACCUCUGGUCACUCGGCGUGGUCCUGUUCAUCAUGCUGAACGGAACGAUGCCGUUCGACGAGAAGAACCUCAAGAAGCUGCUGCGCAACCAGCUCGGCCGGCACAUCCAGUUUCGGCCGGAGGUGGAGAAAGUGUGCUCGCUCGAGGCCAUCCGGAUGGUGCGCAGCCUGCUGGAGCCGGAUCCGAUCGAUCGGAUCAACAUCGAGGAGGUGAUGGAGGAGCCGUGGAGAGCGAACGCUGUUGCGAAUAAAAAUUAG